AUAGUCUACAAAAUCUCCGGACCCAGAAUGAUGGGAUUGUUGCUGUACUUGAGAUGCUCACUGUUCUACCAGAAGAAAUUGUUGACACCCAAAACUACUGAUUGUAAAUAAGUGCAUCCCACAGAAACCAGUAUGGACAGGAGCUUCUUUCGCAUACUCCUAUGGUUAUUGAAUUCCUACUUAAGUUAUCAGAAAAUAAGUUUGAAGGUGGUAUGCAACCAAAUGAAAGGAACAGAAAAGUUCUCCGUUGCUUACUCAGUUGGGCUCGAGCUGGGUGCUUCUCUGAGAUUGCUGAAGUUUCAUUUUCAACACAUCCACUGCUUAAUUUUGUAUUCAUUUCACUACAGGUACCCUCUUCAUUUGACUUGGCCAUUGAAGUUCUUGUUGAACUAGUGAGUCGUCAUGAGGGGCUGCCUCAAGUUUUGCUAUGCAGAGUACCAUUUCUUAAGGAAAUGCUUCUUCUACCUGCUCUUACGGGGGGAGAUGUGAAGGUGAUUGCUGGCCUUGCAUGUUUGAUGUCCGAAAUUGGGCAGGCUGCACCAUCUUUGAUUGUAGUGGCAAGUGCUGAGGCACGUGCACUGACAGAUGCUCUGUUGAGCUGUGUGGCUUUUCCCUGUGAAGACUGGGAUAUCGCGGAUUCAACUUUGCAAUUUUGGCUCUCAAUCUUCUUUCAUUUCCAGGUGGAUGAAUCUACAUUUAAUGACGAGAGUGGAACUUUUGACUUGCCAGAUGGUCUUGUCCAAUUUAGGAUGGAUCUUGUUGAACUUUUGGUGGAUAUAUGUCAAUUACUACAACCCGCUACAUUUAUACAAAAGCUUUUCUUCAGUGGUUGGUUUUCCUCAAAUGCGGCAAUACCUUGGAAAGAGGUGGAAAUCAAAUUGUUUGCUCUUAAUGUGGUUUCCGAUGUAGUCUUGCAAGGAGACCACACUUUUGAUUUCUUGGUAGACAUGCAGUUGGUUACAGUGUUGUCUUCCUGGCCUUCUGAUGAUCUCAAGGGAUUCAUGUGCAUUGUUUACAGAUCAGUGGCAGAUGUUAUUGGUUCCUAUUCCAAGUUGAUAUCUACCCUGCAAACUAAUGCUAGACCUUUACUAUUGUUUCUUGCUGCAGGGAUUUCAAAACCCCUCUCCCCAAAUUCUUGUGCAUCUGCACUACGCAAACUUUGCGAAGAUGCUUCUGCUGUGAUGUUCGAGUCAUCAAAUCUGGAUAUCUUUUUGUGGAUAGGAGAGGCUUUGGAGAAGAAGUGCCUUCCUUUGGAAGAUGAAGAAGAAGUUGUUACUGCAAUCAGCCUGGUCCUUGGUUAUGUAUAUAACAAGGAGCUGCAGAACAACUUGUUGUCUAAAUUGCUAUCAUCUAGCUAUGAAGCUAUCGGGAAACUUAUUGACGAUGAUAAUAACCAUUCUUUAAGGCAGAAUCCAGCUGCUUAUACCCAAAUUUUGGGCUGCGCAACUAGAGGGCUGCACAGGAUGGGUAUCGUCUUCAGUCAUCUGGCAAUGCCUAUGCCAUCUGAGGCUUCUACCGAUAAUCCCAUCAUUGCUGUAAUUAGGGUUUUCUGGCCUAUGCUGGAGAAGCUUUUUACAUCAGAACACAUGGAGAACAGUAGUUUAUCUACUGCAGCUUGUCGUGCCCUUUCACUAGCAAUUCAAUCCUCAGGCGAGCACUUUGAAAUUCUUCUGCCCAAAAUAUUAGAUUGCCUGUCGACGAACUUUUUGUCUUUUCAAAGUCAUGAAUGCUACAUCAAAACUGGUAAGUAUUUAGGCUUUAGUUCUGGAAGAAUUUGUGCUAGUAGGUAUUAUGCUUCGCUUGUUAUCGAAGAGUUUGGUCACAAGGAGGGGUACAGUCCUCUGUUCAUUAGCACAUUUGAACGAUUUACUCGAGCAUCUUCAGUAAUGUCCCUUAAUUCUUCAUAUGUAUGUGACCAAGAACCUGACCUAGUAGAGGCCUACACAAAUUUUGCAUCUACAUUUGUUCGUGGCUCUCAUAAGGAAGCAUUGGCUGCAUCAGGUGCUUUUCUAGAAAUCUCUUUUCAAAAGGCAGCUAUAUGCUGCACUGCUAUGCAUCGUGGGGCAGCACUUGCAGCUAUGUCGUACUUAUCUUGUUUCUUGGAAGUUGGCUUGGCUUCUUUGCUGGAAUCAAUGACCUUUUCUCCUGAAGGAUCAUUUGGUGCCACAUCAAUACAUGUUAUUUCCCAUAGUGGGGAGGGACUUGUAUCAAAUAUAGUGUAUGCUUUGCUUGGUGUCUCAGCAAUGUCACGGGUCCACAAGUGUGCAACAAUAUUGCAACAAUUGGCUGCAUUUUGCUGUUUGAGCGAGAGAACAACUUGGAAGACCAUUAUUUCUUGGGAAGUCUUGCAUUCAUGGUUACAAGCAGCGGUACAGGCUCUUCCAGCUGACUAUCUGAAGCAGGGAGAAGCUGAAACAAUGGUGCCAAUUUGGAUGGAGGCCCUUGCUGGUGCUGCCUCGGAUUAUCUCGAGAGCAAGAGCUCUAAUGGAAGAACAGGCAAUUACGGGCAUAUGCAAGGGAAAGGAGGGAGGGUGCUGAAACGAGUAAUCCGAGAGUUUGCAGAUAGCCACCGCAAUAUCCCUAAUUUCACUUGACUGCAGCAACCCCACCCAUAUAUAAAAAGGUGUCGCCAGCAGCUUUCUGAAUUAAUUGCUCGAGAAAUGUAAUUAUUCUGGUUUUCAAGGCUCAGUCAAUUUGGUACUGGGAGUUAACCAGUGAAAAGAAAAUGCUAUUGAGAAUGUGUUUCUUGUACAGCUUAUUGCCCAUUGCCUCCAUUUUUGUUCAGAUUAGGGCUUUGUGCGAGAGAGCAUAAGAAAAUGGCAAUCACAGCGUUCUACAUUCUCUUUAUUUGCGCCACAAAAUAUAUUGU
Molecule: messenger RNA, 2869 nt
Organism: Hibiscus syriacus
Lineage: Eukaryota; Viridiplantae; Streptophyta; Magnoliopsida; Malvales; Malvaceae
Exons: 22
Coding region: 162-2594 (810 amino acids)
Biological process (GO): protein import into nucleus
Cellular component (GO): nuclear membrane; cytoplasm
Source: RefSeq, a predicted model, not a curated record